AAUAUUAUUAAUUCGCCCGGGGGGAAAAAACAACAACAUACAAAUACACAAACAAAAAGUUAAUUAGCAUUCCCGCUUGUUUUGUCGUAAAAUGUCGGAGUUGUUCCUGAAGGCAGCAUCACGGUUAGUAGAAAGUCCGACGCCCCGCUCACUGUCAACCCCUGGUCACGGCUCCUCCUCCUCCUCUUUCUCCGCCUCCUUCGCCUCCUUCUCCGCCCAAGAGAGUGAAAGCUGAGUUUCCCCCAGAGCUGCGGUUGUUUGUGGACUUAAAACAAGAUUUUCCCCCCCCUCUACAUCGGAGAAACUGAUUCAUUCGACUGUGUGGAAACAGUGUUAGCAGCAGCGGCGGCGGCGGGUCGACAUUGUGACCGUUAGAGGAUUUAAAUUUAAAUUAUUUUUUUUCAUCGACGCGUCAGAGUUCAGGCUCUGAACGAACUUUACCUUAAACCACCGUACAAUAAUAAGUGAGUUGUUUUAAAAAAAAAUAAAAAUGGCAGAUACGCCCGCGUCUGGAGGUAACAUUGCGGAGAAGCUGAAAAGUUACGUGAAGACUCCGAAAGGCUUCAUCCUGGCAGCGGAGAUAGUUCUCAGUUUAAUCAUCCUCAUCUGCUACGCCGCCUCCCUGUACGGCGGCUACUCCGCCGUGGCCAUCUGUGAGAUGAUCUUCGCCAUAGUGUUCUUCGUCAUCUUCAUGAUGGAGCUGGACAAGCAGAUCCAAGUAGUCAGCUGGGUCUGGAGUGAUCUGUUCCGCGCUGGGAUUGGUGCCCUCAUUUACCUCAUCACUUCUCUCAUCUGUGUCAUUGGAGGAGCCGGGGACGGGGCCCGGAUCGCAGGCGGGGUGAGUGUUUGGGGACUGAUCGCUGGUCUGCUGUUUGCCUACGACACCUACACCAUCUACCUGCAGAUUAAGAGCAGCAGGCAGCACACUGCAGCGUCCACAGACGACCGGGUUUAACAUCGACAUGUGUGUGAAAAAAAAAACAUGUAAAACAGCAGCAGCAGCAGGAAAAAAGGAAAAGGACGAUUGUGCAGAAACUACCGGAAGGACAGAGUAGAAAAAGGAUGAUGGACAGUCAAGUGAACACAGUCACGGGUUUAAUCAAUGCCACUGAAUGGAUUAAAAAAAAAAAGAAAAAAAGUUUUUGUUUGAUGUGAUAAUGUCACAGUGGGCGGUAACAGUGUCUCGCACAUGAACCAACCUCAUCGUAGCGCUCAUUAAAAAAGGGAAAACUAAACGACAUGGUUGAUAUUAUCAUGAAGCUUAUUUGAAACGUGUCUACUGUCUAUGCACUGCUGUAUUAAGUAGUAACUUUGUUAUUCGGUCUGAAGAAGUUAAGCUAAAGGGUGCUUUAGAUAUAUUUUAUUUUUAACUGUCAAAAUUCUUCUGAAGUUUCAUUUCUCUUUUUUUUUUAGUUCAGUUUUUCUUUUACAGCAGUUCAAACAUUUCUUUCGUUAAAUUAUUCAUGUCUGUGCAGCAGCAGGGCCUUAAAGUCUCAUCCACAUUAACCUGUCGUUUUGUUGUAGUCAUCCUUUAAACUUAUAAAGACAUUUACCAUCGAUAUUUUUUACGCGUUUUCACUAAUUGGGAAUUAUUUCACACAUUUACUGUCAGUCAGUGUUUUCCCAUCUGAAGCGUCUCUGUCCAGUUCUGCCUGUACACCUUCAGCCUUACUCAGGUUGUUUUCGUUUCUUUUGUUUUUUAUAACUCAUCCUAAUGAUGCUGAGUAUUUUUCAUUAAACACCUUUUAAGGUCAAGUAGUGAAGUGAACGUUUUAUGUUGUCGAUUAACACAAAAA
Molecule: messenger RNA, 1796 nt
Organism: Cynoglossus semilaevis (tongue sole)
Lineage: Eukaryota; Metazoa; Chordata; Actinopteri; Pleuronectiformes; Cynoglossidae
Gene: plp2b
Product: proteolipid protein 2b
Exons: 5
Coding region: 491-955 (154 amino acids)
Cellular component (GO): membrane
Source: RefSeq, a predicted model, not a curated record